Molecule: messenger RNA, 1521 nt
Organism: Oldenlandia corymbosa var. corymbosa
Lineage: Eukaryota; Viridiplantae; Streptophyta; Magnoliopsida; Gentianales; Rubiaceae
Source: the annotation of a GenBank genome assembly
AUGGGGUGUUGCCAUUCAUCUCCCCCCAAAGGCCCUCGUUCCGACAAGGAUCACCACCACCCCUUCGGUGGCCCUCCCCACCGCCCUCGCUCCUCUAACGGCACCGCCGCUUCCGCCGACGGCGGUGGAGCUGCCGGACUCGGUGGUGGUGUACCCGGCUUCUCCGAGUACUCUCUAGCUGAGCUGAAAACCGCCACUAAUAACUUCAGCUCCGAUUUCAUUGUCUCCGAGAGCGGCGAGAAAGCUCCAAAUGUGGUCUACAAAGGAAAGUUGCAGAACCGCCGGUGGAUCGCUGUCAAGAAAUUUACUAAAAUGGCCUGGCCUGACCCUAAACAGUUCGUGGAGGAAGCGCGCGGUGUUGGGAAAUUGAGGUGUAAGAGGCUGGCGAAUUUGAUUGGAUACUGCUGCGAGGGUGAUGAAAGGCUACUUGUUGCUGAGUUUAUGCCCAAUGAUACUCUUGCCAAACAUCUUUUCCACUUUGAGACUCAAACUCUCGAGUGGGCUAUGCGAUUAAGAGUGGCUCUAUAUAUUGCUGAGGCACUGGAUUAUUGCAGUACAGAAGGUCGUCCGUUGUACCAUGAUUUGAACGCGUAUAGGGUUCUCUUUGAUGAGAAUGGUGAUCCGCGGCUCUCUUGUUUUGGAUUGAUGAAAAACAGCCGGGAUGGCAAAAGCUACAGCACAAAUCUUGCUUAUACACCUCCUGAGUAUCUAAGAAAUGGUAGGGUCACCCAAGAAAGUGUUGUUUUUAGCUUUGGAACUGUGCUUCUGGAUCUGCUCAGUGGGAAGCAUAUUCCUCCUAGUCAUGCACUUGAUAUGAUUAGAGGCAAAAACAUACUUCUCUUAAUGGAUUCACAUUUGGAGGGGAACUUCUCAGCUGAAGAGGCCACUAAGGUUUUUGAUCUUGCUUCACAAUGCUUGCAAUAUGAACCUAGGGAACGUCCAAACACAAAAGAUCUCCUUGCAACACUUUCUCCACUGCAGAAUAAAUCAGAUGUUCCAUCUCAUGUUAUGCUUGGUAUUCCGAAGCAAGUUGAAGCACCAGCUACUCCUCAGCACCCACUUUCACCAAUGGGGGAUGCUUGCUCACGGAUGGAUCUAACUGCUAUUCAUCAACUUUUGGUUGCUAUACACUACAAAGACGAUGAGGGUACCAACGAGUUAUCUUUCCAAGAAUGGACUCAACAAAUGAGAGAUAUGUUAGAGGCAAGGAAGCGUGGGGACUUGGCAUUUCGAGAUAAAGACUUCAAGACUGCUAUAGAUUGCUACUCCCAGUUUGUAGAUGUGGGCACCAUGGUCUCUCCAACUGUUUAUGCCCGUCGAAGCCUUUGCUAUCUAAUGUGUGAUCAACCGGAUGCAGCUCUUCGAGAUGCAAUGCAAGCGCAAUGCGUCUACGCAGACUGGUCUACAGCUUUCUACAUGCAGUCAGUUGCCCUUGCCAAGCUAGACAUGCACAAAGAUGCAGCUGACAUGUUGAAUGACGCUGCUACGCUCGAAGAGAAAAAGCAACGUGGUGUGCGAUGA